Molecule: messenger RNA, 291 nt
Organism: Blepharisma stoltei
Lineage: Eukaryota; Ciliophora; Heterotrichea; Heterotrichida; Blepharismidae
Source: the annotation of a GenBank genome assembly
AUGACAGAUUUUUCUGAAAUAAACAUUUCUAAAAUCGAAAACCCAUUCUUACAUAAAAAAGAAAAGAAAGAAAAACUGAUAGUUGAACCCUUGAUUUCAAUUUAUAACACCCAAAAUAAGAAAAAGUUUGGAAAUCUUUUCAUCAAUAAAGAUGAAAAAGAAAUUUACAAAAAUAAAAAGAUACAAAUACUAGAGAGCAAAAUGUUCCAAGAUAUGAUUAAACCUCUGUGCACAAUUCUCUUUAUUGAAGCAUCUGAUAAUUUCACAGAUCGAAAAAAUGAUUGAAAAUAA